Molecule: messenger RNA, 1305 nt
Organism: Fonsecaea nubica
Lineage: Eukaryota; Fungi; Ascomycota; Eurotiomycetes; Chaetothyriales; Herpotrichiellaceae
Exons: 1
Coding region: 1-1305 (434 amino acids)
Cellular component (GO): cytoplasm; mitochondrion
Source: RefSeq, a predicted model, not a curated record
AUGAGCACCUCUCAACCCCAUACCUACAAUGUCUCCCCCUUCACCACUGCCGUGGUGUCCUCGAUGCGCCGUCUCUAUCCAGAGUCACUAGCAGACAAGACGUUCGACAACACGGGUCUGCUAGUCGAAGCUCCCUUCAUACCCUCCCGGCCUCGGAACCGCAACUCGGUCCUAUUGACCGUCGACCUCACUCGAGCAGUCGCAGACGAGGCGAUAGAGAACAAUCACUCGGUGGUGGUGGCAUACCAUCCUAUAAUAUUUCGGGGACUCAAGUCCAUAACCACGGAUGACACCCAGCAGUUGUCCAUGACACUGCUGCUUGCACAUGGCAUCAGCGUGUAUUGUCCGCACACGGCCGUUGACACCGUUCCUGACGGAAUGGCCGACUGGCUCUGUGAUAUUGUGACGGGCAAAAUAGACGAUCCGGAGCCCGAGGCAUAUGCAGUGGCUUCAGCUCCAUCAGAUACAGAAGUCACGACCUCUGAAAGCGACUCAGACAUACGUUCCAAUCCUUCUACAAAACCCACGUCUCCUUCGGCGCAUCACGACGAGGACGCAAUGACGGACCCAUUCACCACUCCUAGAGCAAAGAUGAAGAUCUCUCGUCCGAGCCAUGCGCGCAGGACCUAUUCUAGGCCCGCCCUGCCACUGCCAACGUCUGACUUCCACGCUGCUGUAAUCCCUCACGCUCGGAGCGUCAUUACCCCGUCUCCUCGCGCGUCCCUUGACGCAGCGAACCAAUUUACUUCGUCCAGUGUCUACAACUCCUCCAACACUGGGGCUGGGCGGUUGAUUGAGUUUUCUUCACCGCAACCCUUGACCCUUCUGAUCACCCGCAUCGCUCACGCAAUCGGCCUUCCCAAAGGCUUUGCGGUGGCCAUCCCUCAGGGGAGAAAUCUCGACGAGAUGGCUAUCUCGAGUGUUGCCACAUGUCCAGGCAGCGGAGGCGGCGUGGUCCGGGGUUGCAAGGCGGAUUUGAUAUUUACAGGUGAGCUGAGUCACCACGAGGCUUUGGCAGUCAUCGAACGAGGUGGCUGUGUCAUUUCCUUGUUCCAUUCAAACUCCGAGAGAGGGUACCUCUGGAACGUGAUGAGGGAAAAGUUGGAGAGGGAAGUUAAGGAGGAGUGGGCCAAGAUGAGAGGUGAGGAGGCUAGCAAGAGAGGUUUGACCGGGCAGAUCAAAGAGAUGCUGGAUGAUGAGAGUGUGGAAGUGGUGGUCAGCGAAAGGGAUAGAGAUCCGUACGGGGUUGUGGUCCUGGAUGAGACGGCGGUGGAGGGAGUAAGGAUUGACGAAGGAAAGAGUUGA